AUGGACAACUCCAUUGUCUUAACGGAGAGUCCUAUUCAUUUUCCUGGAAGAAAGAGGACUGUAUGUGAGAAUGUUCUGGCUCCCCAUGGAGAUGAUGAUGAUUUUGUGCAGACUCCGACAGGUGAUGUCAGCUGGGGGCGUCUGAAUGGCGGUGCAGAGCUGAAGAAAGCGAUUAAACGUACAGAACUAUAUGGAUUUCCGGAUGUGGCACCAGUCUCUGAUGAAAUGGGAGGGGAUUUCGAUGAACUUGAGUUGUCAAAUGAAGAUGGAGAGAUAUGGGUUGGGAAAAAGUUCAGGAACAAGGAACACUUUAAAAUCAUGUUGGCCAUCAAUGCGCUGAAGAAUAUAGUGACGUUCGAAUUCAAAAAGCAUGCGAAGAAGUACACAGUCGCCGAAUGUUCAUCAAAGAUAUGUGAUUGGAGAGUGUUGGGGUGUCAAGUUGGCGAGUCGGCGUUGUAUGAGGUGAGGAAGGCGUGUUUGAAGCAUACAUGCCACCCGGAUACAAGAAAGAAAUUUUCAGAACAUGCUACUUCUAAAGUCAUGGCGGCUCUGCUGAAGUCUAAGUAUGAGAAUGCAAUAGUUGGGCCACGUGCGAGUCAGCUACCUGCGAUUGUUCUCUCCGAAUAUAAUAUUACAGCCUCGUACUGGAAAUGCUGGAAAGCUAAGGAGCUGGCUAUAUACUCUGCUCACGGAACAGAGGAGACUUCUUUCAAAUUAUUACCGAUUUACCUCCAUGUGCUCAAGUAUGCUAACCCCGACACCAUAACGCAUUUGAUAACCGAGAGCGAGAGAGAUGAAAAAGAAGGAAAAUGUAUUACCAGGUUUAAGUCCGUAUUUAUGGCAUUGGCUGCGUGUAUAUCUGGAUGGAAACAUUUGAAACAAGUAGUUGUUGUUGAUGGGACUCACCUCACUGGUAAGUAUAAGGGUUGUCUAUUAACGGCCAAUGGACAAGAUGCUAAUUACCAGAUUCCUCUGAUCUUACUAUUAUCUCGGAUAGGCACGGUGGAAUUGCCAAAGCUAAUACGGAAAUGGGAUCCACAGUCACGCCACGGUGCAUGUCUUGUCCAUAUCCAGAGAAAUGUUCACGGUAAAUACAAAGGUUCCGGUCAGAAAGGGUUGGUCGGAAAGGCUGGAGAAGCGUUCACAGUUUCUAAUUUCAAGAAACUAUACGCAAGGCUGAAGGAUGUUGAUUAUGGUUGUUGGGAGUACAUGGAAAAAAUCCCUCUUGCGCUGUGGACUAGAUCACACUUUUCUGGUCAGAGGUAUAAUCUGACCUCCAAUAACAUUGCAGAGUCUCUGAACAAUGCCCUAUUAGCUCCCAGAGACAGUCCAAUCGUUGCAAUGCUAGAAUUUAUCAGGCGAAUGUUAAGUAGGUGGCUUGAAUGCAGAAUAGAGACCAUUCAAAAGAUGGAUGGUGACAUUACAGAAGUUAAUGAACCUGCAGCAGCAAAUAUCUGCUGCACUUUCGGUUCAAGGCAUUUCUUUGUGGGAGGUUGA
Messenger RNA from Eutrema salsugineum, 1497 nucleotides. RefSeq lists its product as uncharacterized. The coding region runs from base 1 to 1497 and encodes 498 amino acids. The transcript has 2 exons. Lineage: Eukaryota; Viridiplantae; Streptophyta; Magnoliopsida; Brassicales; Brassicaceae. The record is from RefSeq and is a predicted model, not a curated record.